AUGAUAUAUCCCGAAUUUGGAUCUACCUUUCUUGGAACUACAGCAUUGGAUAGUUUGAAUGAAAUCCACCUUCAUAUCAAUUCCACCGUGGAUUAUUUUAUUAAUUUUAAAAACGAUGAUGCAGCAAAGACACUAUCCACCUUGCAGAAGCAACGUACUAGUAUACGAAAGAAAGUAGCUUUAUCAAAAACAGUGUUGACUGAAUCAACAUUCGAAAUAACUUAUUCCUAUAUGGCACCCAAGGAACUGAAACCAAUUGUGAAAUUACUUGGACAAGCAUCUGCUAGUACGAGUGCAAUUGUUGGCGCCUGUGAAUUAGAAUAUGCUCUUCUCGGCAAAGAUUACGAAAAAGCCAAAAAGCUUGUGGACGGCGAGUUGCACCAUGGAAUAUCAAGAGAAAUUGAACAUGCUGAUGCGGCAGUAUUGUUGGCUUUUCUUGACAGUAUUAGCGAACCGGUUCUAUCUCUGUCGAGAGCUAUUUCAAUGAGCUUCAACUGUAUAAAGCUUGCUGUAUCAUAUGGAUACGACGUGCCAGACUCCUUAGUGAAAAUUGCAAAGAUUAACGACGACACUAAUCAUGUAAGCAAGGCCUCCAACAACGAAAAUCGAGAUAAAAUUACAUUAGACGCAAUCGAUAAAACUUUGAAACUUCUAGUUUUAUCGAUCACCAACUAUGAUAGUCUUGUACCACAAAGACUCGAAUCAGCGGCCCAUUUCGAAGUCAACGAAGCAGAUGAAUCAAACGGCGGUUCUUUGUUACUUCCACGAGACGAGUACUUUCUUGUAUCUUCAUUUUUGUUAAACUUCAGAGAGUUUGCUAAUAUUAUAUCAAGUGUGCUUUCCAACAGUAGAGAAAUUGUUGAGCAUAGGUCGAUGAGAGAGGAUCGUGGUUUUUUUGGAAGGUCUUUAUGGUUUUUCCCAGUAUUUUCGAAGAAGACACUUCACAAGUAUCUUUGGACUGGGGAGAAUGAUCUAAAAGAAGUUGAUAUUGCAAGCGUCCAUACUAGCAAAUCAACGGGCGAACGAGUUGGCCAUUAUGAAACUGAAGACACGCAGACAGGAAAAUUCAGAAAUAUUUUAGCAGAUUUUGUAGAGUUCCCUGAGAGGUACAGUGCUCAUAUCAAAUUCUCAUUCAAGUAUACUAUUUUACUGAUGCUCGUUUCGUUCCCUGCAUUUUCCGCUAGUAUGAGGACCUGGUAUGUUGAUAUAAAAGGAACCUGGGUGGGAUUUGUUGCUAAUUUAGUUAUAGAGUCGUCCGUGGGAGAAACAGCGAUGCUUUUUGUCAUAAGAACUAUAGGCUUAGUCAUAGGAGCUGCUUGGGGGUAUGCUGCAUAUGAAGCGGGCUGGUCCGGUACAACUCCUGGUGGUGAUGUGGUAAUGUGUGUGGUUAUAGUUGUAGGGCUUAUUGUCGGCUAUUAUUUUAUGUUGGCUUCACCAUAUCCGAAAGCCGCAAUGGUUGGCAUUGUGAGUUCUACAAUAGUAGUUCUAUCCACAAUAUAUCCCGUAACGCCAAGUACUAUUCGGGAGAACUUCGCAAAAAGAUGUAUAGCGAUGUUAAUAGGUGGUGCAGCUGCUGUCGUCGUUCAGAUUACUUUGUUUCCUGUAAAGGCGAGGUCAGAACUAGUAAACCAGAUAGUCAGUUGUCUUGAGUGUUGCGAGAAAUUAGAAGAAAUAGUAGCUCAGGGAGUUGAUGGAGGAUCUUAUAGAUCCACCCAACAGUCAUAUGCUGCACUACAAAAAAUAUGGAAACAAGCAAACAAGUCGCUUGCAUUGGCUGAAAGUUUUCGUAAGUAUUACAGAACUUCGAUCUUGCAUCGUUAUAUUAACAUUUUAGGAAACCAAGCUAAAAAGGAACCCAGACUCAAAGGGUCUUUCGGAGCCUUGGAUACGGUAUUUGCGGAGAUCAUAUUUGUACUCUAUCAAAUUAUUGACAAGUUUCACAAUAUAGCAUUUUUGAGACAGCAAUAUGGGUCAGCAAUACUUGAAGACCUGAGUGUAAGUACAUGUUAG
Sugiyamaella lignohabitans is the source of this 2010-nucleotide messenger RNA. RefSeq lists its product as uncharacterized. The record is from RefSeq and is a predicted model, not a curated record. The transcript has a single exon. The coding region runs from base 1 to 2010 and encodes 669 amino acids. NCBI's taxonomy places the organism in Eukaryota, Fungi, Ascomycota, Dipodascomycetes, Dipodascales, Trichomonascaceae.